ACAGGCAGUUAGAAGUUUUAAAGAUGAAUUGGCGCAACUAGCGGCGAUGAAUUUAAACUUACUAUUAUACAAUACGUGAGUCAAAUAAUUGUAAAAUUUGUGAAUAAUACAUUUUUCAUUCAUAUACUAUAAACGUACUGUUUAUACAAAACACAAAUUACAAUUUACUGAAUACACGAGAUGUUAUAGAAAAUCAAUUCUCAAAUAGUAAAAAUAAUGGAUUCUAACUGUAAAUUUCAACGGCCAAAACAUCCUAGGGCCAAUGCAAACGUCUUUGAGAUCAUCACAUAUAGCUGGAUAUUGGACCUUUUCAAAAUAGUAUUCAAUAGAGACAUAGAAAUAAAUGAUUUGUAUAUACCUUUAAAUGAACAUAAGUCUUCAAAAUUAGGAAAUGAUUUAGAAAAGAAAUGGAGACUAGAACUGGCUCUCGCAAAUAAUGGGAACAGAAAACCUAGUUUGUUAAAAUCCUUAAUCAUGUUGUUUGGAACUAAGAUAAUGUUUCGGGGAUUAAUUCUCAGCAUCAGUGAAAUUAUUUUUAAGAUGUGCCAACCUAUAUUUAUUGGUAAAUUACUAUUAUAUUUCAAUACCGAAGAGCAAAAAAAAAUCGAUUCAAAAUAUGCAUACAUUUACGCUACCUGUUUAACGAUAUGCACGUUAAUCUCAAUGAUCUUUUAUCAUAUAUCACUAAUGGACAUGAUUCACUAUGGGAUGAAGUUGAGGAUUGCUUGUUGUUCAUUAAUAUACAGAAAGGCUGUGCGGCUAAGUAGCACAUCAUUAGGUGAAACAUCUGUCGGUCGAGUAGUUAAUUUAUUAUCAAACGACGUAAAUCGGUUUGAUAGAGCACUAUUCUAUCUGCACUUUUUGUGGAUUAGUCCCCUGCAAACAAUAGUGGUUACAUACUUAUUAUGGCAAGAAAUAGGUGUAUCAUCAAUAUUUGGAGUUGCAACAUUGGUUAUGUUCAUUCCGUUUCAAGUGUGGUUUGGAAAAAAAAUUUCCAUAUUAAGAUUAAAGACCGCCAUUAGAACUGAUGAAAGAGUGCAUUUAAUGAACGAAAUAAUUUCGGGUAUUAAAGUUAUCAAAAUGUAUACAUGGGAAAAACCUUUCGAAAAUUUAGUGCAAUACGCAAGGAAAAUGGAAAUAAAACAAAUUCGAGGAUUGUCAUAUAUCACAGCAAUAUUCGUAUCUUUUACGGUAUUUCAUUCGAGGAUUUCUUUGUUUUUUAGUAUACUCGCGUAUGUUGUACUCGGAAACUAUAUAACCGCCCAAAAAGUAUUUGUCAUAACAGCAUAUUACAAUAUAUUACGAGUGUCAUUGACGAUUUUUUUCCCCCAAGCCAUUGCACAAACAGCAGAACUACUAAUGACUAUUAAAAGAAUUCAAGUUUUUUUGUCAUACGAAGAAAAAAAUAGUCWAGUGGUAAAUCUUUUAAACCAAGAAAACAUAACCACCAAUAAUGGUAUAAAAAAAUCUACAGUCAACUCAGCAUCAAUUACUACAAAUACUGACAAUGAAACGAUKCAAUCAAAUUAUUUGAGUAUAGUUAUUUCAAAUGCAACGGCCAAGUGGACUCAAAAUGAAAAUGAGAACUGUUUACGGCAUAUCAAUCUAACUGUAAGAUCUGGUCAAUUGGUCGCAGUUAUUGGACCUGUAGGAGCUGGAAAAAGUUCAUUAAUACAAUUGAUUCUACGAGAGCUACCACUUUCCGAAGGAAAAAUUUCAGUACACGGUAUACUUUCUUAUGCAUCCCAAGAACCGUGGUUAUUUGUAGGUUCUUUGCAAAAAAAUAUAUUAUUUGGUUCUCCAAUGGAUGAAAAUCGUUAUAAACAAGUAAUAAAUGUGUGUGCGUUGAAAAGAGAUUUUGAACAGUUUCCAUAUGGUGAUAAAACAAUUGUGGGAGAAAGAGGAGUAACUCUCAGUGGUGGACAAAAAGCAAGAAUCAAUUUAGCUCGAGCCAUAUAUAAACAAGCGGAUAUUUAUUUAUUGGACGAUCCUCUUUCAGCUGUCGACACACAUGUUGGCAAUCAUUUGUUUGAAAAAUGCAUUAAAGGUUUUCUUAAAGAAAAAACUUGUAUUCUUAUCACACAUCAAUUACAGUACUUGACGAGUGUAGAAAAAAUUGUUCUCAUGGAAAAUGCAAAUAUUAAAUCAGAAAAGGAAUAUAUUUCAAAUGGAUUAGCAGCUGUGGGAGUGUUCAUCGUUGUUGGAAUUGUCAACGAGUAUAUGACAAUAGCUGCCUUUUUUUUAGCUUUUAUAUUUUACAAAAUAAUGAUGUAUUAUUUAUUAUUAUCACGGAGUAUUAAACGGUUGGAAGGAAUUACACGAAGCCCUGUAUUCACACAUUUGAAUGCAACUUUACAAGGUUUAACAACAAUAAGGGCCUUUGAAGCAGAACAAAUAUUGACCAAGGAAUUUGACUUCCACCAAGACUUACAUUCUUCAGCUUGGUAUUUAUUUAUUGCAUUAAGUAGAGGUUUUGCAUUUUGGUUAGACAUUAUUUGUCUUGUAUACGUAAGCGCAGUUACAUUCAGUUUCGUCCAAAUUGGCAAUGGCGUAUUUAUUGGAAAUGUUGGCCUUGCCAUUUCUCAAGCGUUUGCGUUACAAGGAAUGCUUCAAUGGGGGAUGAGACAAACGGCAGAAUUAGAGAACAAUAUGACAGCAGUUGAAAGAGUCCUAGAGUAUACAAAUGUUACACAGGAAGAUGAGCAUGAAUCAACAGUAAACAACAAACUAUCUCCAAAAUGGCCUUCCGAAGGAAAAAUUAUAUUCAAAAAUUUUUAUCUACGAUAUGGACCAGAUACACCAUAUGUUUUAAAUAACCUCAAUAUAAACAUAGAAUCAAUGCAAAAAGUAGGAAUCGUUGGUAGGACUGGAGCAGGAAAAUCUUCUUUAAUUGCAGCCUUAUUUAGACUAUCUUUUAAUGAAGGUAAUAUCAUUAUUGAUGGCAUAGAAAUUCAUGAAAUUGGACUGCAUGAGUUGAGGUCUAAGCUUUCCAUAAUUCCUCAAGAACCAGUCCUAUUCUCGGGUACGAUGCGAAAAAAUUUAGAUCCAUUUGAUGAGUACCCAGAUCACAUACUUUGGAAUGCAUUAGAUGAAGUUGAACUUAAGAACGUUAUUGAAGAUUUGCCUGAUGCCCUUAAUUCAAAAAUGUCUGAAAAUGGCUCCAAUUUCAGUGUUGGUCAAAGACAAUUAAUAUGUCUUGCUAGAGCUAUAAUUCGAAAUAAUAAGAUUCUCGUUUUGGAUGAAGCCACAGCUAAUGUUGACCCACAGACAGAUGCAUUAAUUCAAACGACCAUUAGAACCAAAUUUCGAACAUGUACAGUCUUAACAAUUGCACAUCGUUUGAAUACUGUGAUGGACUCGGACAAAGUCCUUGUUAUGGACAAAGGAAAAGUGGUCGAAUUUGAUCAUCCGUAUAAUUUAUUACAAAAUAAAGAAGGUGUAUUUUUCAAAAUGGUGGAACAAACAGGACCGGCUUCAUCUGAUUUUUUAAAUAGAGUAGCUGCAGAGAGUUAUCAUUCUAARAAUUUGGCGACAGAACCAAAAUCCGAAUCAAUUGUCAGUGAUGCAGAUGGUAUUUCAAAGAAAAAUGUAUAAUACCAGUUUUGAUAGUGUCACAUACUAUUAUGUAUAUUAACCAUAAAAUCAUA
Messenger RNA from Diuraphis noxia (Russian wheat aphid), 3647 nucleotides. RefSeq names its product ATP-binding cassette sub-family C member 4-like. The record is from RefSeq and is a predicted model, not a curated record. Gene Ontology annotation, cellular component: membrane. Gene Ontology annotation, biological process: transmembrane transport. NCBI's taxonomy places the organism in Eukaryota, Metazoa, Arthropoda, Insecta, Hemiptera, Aphididae. Gene Ontology annotation, molecular function: ABC-type transporter activity; ATP hydrolysis activity; ATP binding.